Molecule: messenger RNA, 2856 nt
Organism: Plasmopara halstedii
Lineage: Eukaryota; Oomycota; Peronosporomycetes; Peronosporales; Peronosporaceae
Product: hydroxymethylglutaryl-synthase
Exons: 1
Coding region: 1-2856 (951 amino acids)
Biological process (GO): acetyl-CoA metabolic process
Molecular function (GO): hydroxymethylglutaryl-CoA synthase activity
Source: RefSeq, a predicted model, not a curated record
AUGGAAAUUCUCACGCGCCCCAGUAAUGUGGGAAUUCUAGCGAUGGAAGUUCACUUUCCUGUGACAUUUGUGGACCAAAGCGAAAUGGAGGCCUAUGACGGUGUCGGCAGCGGCAAAUAUACACUGGGUCUUGGACAAGUGAGUAUGGCUGUGCCUGGUGACCGCGAAGAUGUGAAUGCACUGGCAUUAACUGUCGUCUCGAGACUUCUAAACAAAUAUCAAGUUGCUUCCGAGCAAAUUGGGCGCCUCGAAGUAGGCACAGAGACGCUAGUAGAUAAAAGCAAAUCCACCAAGACUGUUCUGAUGCAGUUGUUUGACAACAAUACUGACGUGGAUGGCGCUACGGUCAUCAAUGCGUGCUACGGUGGCACAGCAGCGUUAUUAAAUGCAGUAGCAUGGGUCGACAGCUCUUUGUGGGACGGACGAUACGCUCUGGUAGUCGCGACGGAUAUUGCAGUGUACGCUGAAGGCCCAGCACGUCCCAGUGGCGGGUGUGGGGCUGUGGCCAUGCUCAUUGGAGCUGAUGCACCAAUUAUAUUGGAUUGUCGCUCAAAAGUGACUCAUACGACGAACGUUUGGGACUUUUUUAAAUCCAAUGUUACAAGUGAGUACCCCACGGUGGAUGGUAAAUUGUCAAAUGAAUGUUAUUUACACGCGCUCGAUGAAUGUUAUCAGCUGUUUUGUAAGAAACAAGCUUUUCAGGGUAUCAACAGAGAACAGAUUGGUGUGUCGUCGUUCAAGUACGCGGUUUUCCACUCGCCAUACCAUAAACUGGUCCAAAAGUCAUUUGCUCGUCUAUUAUUUUUGGAUUCAAGACAUUUCUUAGCGAACGGAAAUGAAGCUGCUAAAUCCAAGUAUAUCUCCCUUACCAAGUGGUCAAAGGUACCUCUGUACGAUACUUUAAAUGAUCGGGAACUGGAUCUAGCUGUUCGAAAAUUGGCAGCAAUUGAGUUUCAAACCACAGUCUUGCCAAGUUGCACCACGUCUCAAAAGAUUGGAAACUGUUAUACAGCUGCGGUGUACAUGAAUCUUGCGACGUUAGUACACGCGCGUUUCACCGAUCUAGCACGUGGUGCUCGAAUCCUCAUGUUUUCGUAUGGCUCAGGUAGUAUCGCUUCGAUGUUUGUACUACACACUCGUGAGCCUAGUGACUCAAAGAGCAAGUUUACACUGGAGAAAAUGGCCCAGUCCCUCGAUCUAACGACACGUUUAGAACGCCGUAUUAAAUUAACGCCUGAGGAAUAUUCGGCUCGACUAAAAUUACGUCAGCAAUCAUACAGUGUAUCAAACGGUCUGCAACUCACACAGUCAAUUAGCUCCAUUCCACCUGGAGAAUUUUAUUUGGACCAUAUUGAUGCAAUGGGCCGCCGAUUCUACGCUCGGUCAGAGCCUCAAGAUCAUGUAGAUAUAGAUACUCAACACGAGCGUGUUGUAAAGAAUAUACAAGAGCUUGGUGGUGCAGUGUAUGUGGUCGGUACAAGUGUUGGGCUGCCAGGUCAGACGAAAGUAUUUGAAGGUGAAGAGUCAGUAAUGAAGCUUCUACGUGGUGAAAACUGCAUCUCGAAACUGACAAGCGUUGACAAGAAGAGAAUGAUAACUCAAAAGAUUGUGCAUGUCCAAAAGGAUAUGAUAACCGGAAAUAUAACACAAAUGCCAGUCUCAAGUGUCGAAGAAUGUAUUCAAGUGUCAGCUGUUGUGGCCCGAAUCGACCUUGAAAAAGAGUACGGAAUUGCUGCGACGAUAGCGCACUCGAUGGAUGAUACGACGCAGUUAGCUGUAGCUGCUGGUCUCGAAGCAGUUCGAAAUGCUGGUCUAGCUGAUGGAAUAAAUGGCAACUGGCGUUUGCCAGAACAUCUACUCGACUCGACGGGUGUAAUCUACGCCACAUCUUUUCCGACAAUGAAUGCUGCAGUGAUGGAAACCUCGCGGUACUUUCAAAAGAAGGAUGAUCCAGCCUAUGAAAUGGACCGCAAGAUUCUCUUUCGACUCCUUGUAUUAGCCAAUGCACAAGUUGCUCAAUUAACUGGAGCUCGUGGACCUAAUACCCAAAUCAAUGCUGCAUGUGCUGGAGCGACACAAGCCAUUGGCAUGGCUCAGGAUUGGAUUAGUGCAGGGAAGUGUGAGCGUGUUAUUGUCCUAUCGAGCGAUACUGCUAGCUCAGAGGCGAUGAUGCCGUUAAUCGGAGGAGGUUUUCGCGCACUUGGUGCGGCAUCUAUCGCUCCGACAGCAGAAACAGCAGGACGUCCAUUUGACGUUCAACGCAAGGGGAUGAUUGUUGGAAGUGGCGCAGUUGGUAUAAUUCUGGAAUCUCCACGAGCUUUUGCUGAACGACCAAUGAUCAGAAAAAAGACAGUGCGAUUGCUUGCUACCCAAUACAGUAACUCUGCAUGUCAUGGUGCUGCUUUAGAGCCACAUCAUGUGGGUCAAGAGCUCGUAAGAUUUUUAAGCAGUAUCGAAAAUCGUUUCGGGAUCACGCGCAGCGAUAUUGCUCGGAAUGGAGUCUACUACAGCCAUGAAACGGGAACAAAUGCAUCUCCAACAGCGUCAUGUGCGUACGCAGAAGUUACGGCCUUGCGUACAGCUUUUGGCCCCGAGUUACUGUCAAAGCUCUUGAUUACUAACACAAAGGGAUUUACAGGACAUCCUAUGGCUGUAUCCUUUGAGGACGUCGCAGCGAUUGAGGGACUUCGGCUCAAGCAGGUACCGCCUGUAGUACACUUUGAAACCCACGAUCCCAAUCUGGGCGAAGACACUCAUCUUCGUCUUGCUUCAGGAGGUGCAUACGUCCACAAAUACGCGCUACGCUUUGCAGCAGGCUUCGGCUCUCAGCUAGCGUUCUCCCUCUAUACCACGUAG